This is a messenger RNA of Centropristis striata (black sea bass), 3592 nucleotides long. RefSeq lists its product as uncharacterized. Bases 63 to 2561 code for a protein of 832 amino acids. Gene Ontology annotation, biological process: telomere capping; regulation of telomere maintenance via telomere lengthening. NCBI's taxonomy places the organism in Eukaryota, Metazoa, Chordata, Actinopteri, Perciformes, Serranidae. The transcript is spliced from 7 exons. Gene Ontology annotation, cellular component: shelterin complex. Gene Ontology annotation, molecular function: telomeric repeat DNA binding. The record is from RefSeq and is a predicted model, not a curated record.
CAAGACAGCCAAUCUUCGACUUGCCGGUACAUGUCCAGCUUGUUGAUAGGAGCAGCCCAUUCAUGAGUUCAAAAGGUUCAGCGGGCCAAAACCUGGUGCAUUCACCUGUCAUCAAACCAACCGAUCUGAUUGAAGGAAUGGAGCUGCAUCCGGACAGUACAUGUUUAGAGAACUUCCCGAAGUUACCGCUGUGGAUUAUAGAGUAUGUCUGGGCUCACAAGAUGAUGGAUAUACAGCAAGUUGUUGACCCUUCCUGCUGGCCGGAGGUGGACUCCCAGCCUCUGAGCCUUGAAGAUUCGUGGAGGCUUCGUGUUGCUUCUGCCAAGGUCUAUUCCAUUGUGAAGAACAGGGAUCUGGAGCACUUUGAGAAAGUGGUGGGCUUCCUGGAAGCAACUUACAGCCUUCUACCCAAACUGGUGGCUCCCAUCAAACACAUGAAGAUCAUGUUUGGCGUCAAGACAAUGCUCAUUAUGUGGAUGCUCAGGGAAGGCCGGGGAAUGGUUGAUACUGUAGUUAAAAUCAGCCAAUUCUUCCCAAGUAAACUACCUCAGUACCAAGAUCAAUGUAACCAACAUGAGAUGUUUCUAAUGAGGAAGAACCACCUGGACUUUAAGGCUCUGGCACAAGUACUUGCUACUGACAAGGACAAACUCAAAGAUUACAUUAAGAAUCAGAUGGAGGAGCAGUAUGGUGAACAUUAUGCCCAGAAAGUAGAGGACAGACUGCUGCACUAUCUCCAAAAGUUGGAGACUGUGUUACCAGGAGAUACAUACAUUGAUAAGAUAAUGAAGAAAGAAAGCCCUGUGACUGAGGAGGAGAAGCUGUUGUUGGAAGUAGUUACCACUGACUCCACGAACAUAGCAACAACUUUAAAGAAACUGCUGCACUGUGAUGUGGCUUCCUGUCGGCUGAGCAGUAAUUCUCCGUCAUCAGCACAUGGACAGAACAGAAUGGAAAGCUCUUCUGCUUUUCUCUAUGCCAGUUCUUCAAAGGCUCUCCUCAAGUCAGUGGAAGCCAAGAUUCCUCUACAGUUUCAGUCAGAGGUUUUUGGGGGAGGAGGGGAGGCUGACCAAGAUGUGCCCAAAGACAGAAAUGACAAUGAUUCAGAUGUCAGUAGUCAUCCACAAACAAAAGAGGAUGGCGAGGUAGACAAGAAGGUUCAGGGAGACAGCAGUGACCAGAAAAAGAAGGACCUCAGUCAGAGAAGCAGUGAAAGUGUUCAGGAGUCCCCCUCCUCCCCUCAGUUCUGCUCCAAACACCAACGAUGGGUGAAGAGCAUCCUGCAGGAGUGUCCUGACGAGUGCUCAGAAGAGCUGCUGCUUCAGGCCAAUGUUUCCAUGUCUCCCCCACUAUUCCAGUCGUCUUCAUCUGCCUCUUCAUCACAGGACCUCACGCCUUCUGACCUCAUCCCAUGCCCCCCUGACCAACAGCAGCCACCUUCACAGACCUCCACCGGUCUUCAGACAACAGCUGCCCAGACAUCUAAUCAAGCAAGCCCCAAAAAAACAGCAAGUGAUAUAUCUCAGACGGAAUAUCUACCACAGCCCUCUUCAUCCAGAGACACUCAGCUGCCUGUGGUCAAACUGGUUGACAUUGCAUCCGUUGGACAUCCGUUGCACUUCAUCUUUAAACCACAUCAAACGGCUCUAAAUCACUUAAUCACUUCUAGUAAUAAACAGGCAGCUUCCACUUCCAGUCCUCAGGUACUGGGCUCUCCACACAGCCAUACCUCAGGGAACAAUGCCAUACUUGGAGAAACAAUGAAAGACUCUAUGUACGAUCAACCAAACAACGUGGUCCGAACAAAUUCCCAAAUGGAUCCUGUAUCUCGGGAUGCAUCUACCUCUAGCAGCUGUCAACCACAAACUGCACGAUGUGUUUCCAAACUUUCAAGAAAGUUUGGAGCUUACACUUCCACCAGACUGAACACAUUCAGUCAGGUCCCUUUAACUGAGCAGUUUGAAAAGGCCCCUACUGAUGUUCGGACAAGUUGUCCACUUUUGCCGAACUUCAACCUCUCUGAGCCUCUGACAAAAGAUGUGUCUACCUCUGUCUCUCCAUCAGGAAUUGCUUCCUCUGUCUGUGUGAUCCCUUUAUGUACGGAACCGUCACGACAAUCCAUCAAACCUCAUCCCCAGACACCCAACACCAGUCCUUUUCAAUCAAAGACUAGCUCAGCUGUCAACUCUGAUUGCCUAGCUGUCAGGUCUGAGACCAGCAGAGUCCGAACAGACCAGCUGAGAUUGUCAAUUCCAAGUCAGGCUGUGCUGCUGCAGUCCAAGCUGCUACAACCAUGUGUGACUCUGACCAGACUGAGCACUCAGGAGUGUUACAGAGUGACGAAGUGGAAACCCUCCACCAGAUAUGUAGAGCCUGUGGUUCAAGACAGCAAUGAUGACAAUGUUGAGGAUAGGAGGGAGGAGGAGGAGGAGGAGGAGGAAGAAGAUGCAGUUUAUUCUUUUGAUCUGAACCUUCUUUAUUCCAGUCAUUCUUCAAGUAGUGACAGCGACGACUCACAUGUUUGCGACCCUGAUUACAAACCAUUAAAAAGAAAGACUUGAAGGAGCGUGAAUCAUGUAUGAGAGCAAUUUAACAUUCGACUAUAGCCUAUACCCAGGUAUACUGGCUAUUUGACACCAAUAGUCAUCAAUGUUUGAUGUUGGAGUUAAAGAAAUUGGGUAACAAUCCAUCGGACAAGAGUUAUACUUUUAACAAACAAUCUGGAAACUGGUCCAUUAGAUUUGUAUUUUUAAAGAAUUGUGCGAAAAAUACACACAAAGUGGCACAUUUUAUAGUGAAGACAAUCAACUUGACAGUGCUCUCUGGUGGACAAACUAUGUAACAGUGUUUUUUAAAUUACUGCUGAUCUAGUUUCAUAUUUCUGUAUGCAAAUAUUUGAGGUUAAGGCUGCACUAAUAAAUAUUUGUGUAUGAGCAACAGGUCAAACGACUGUGCGUGAUGUGAAAGUGGUCACGUAAUGGCAAACCAACAGAAAAUGAUCACCCAACUCUGCAGAUUCCUUGGUUUUAUUUGGUUUUACUGCUGACAACCACAAUCAAGCUCACAGUCAUUCGCUGGUGAAGGGCCAGGGGUCAUAUUCAUUCAUUUCACAUUCUGAGAAUACUCUCAGACAGAGCUCCUAAUUUAGCCUGAACAUUUCUAGAAAGGAGUCGUAGCUGUGCGUUUCAGAAUCGAUUUUAAGAUUCUUUUACUGGUUUAUAAAUCUCUUAAUGGUCUUAGUCCAGCCUAUUUAUCUGAUUUACUUUUAUCCUAUGAACCCUCGAGGACCCUCAGGUCUUCUGUGAGUGGCCUUUUAAUACCAAAAUUAACUAAAACCCACGGUGAGGCGUCGUUUUCUCACUGUGGUCCACGUUUGUGGACUUGGCUUUUACCUGAACCAUUUUUAGAGAUUUUUCUGCUCAUGAAUCUUAGUGUUAUUACAUCUUCUCUUUUAUUUAUUUGUUUGCUACUAUUUAUUAGUAUUAGUACUAUUUAUUAGUUUAUUAAUUUCCAUUGUCGUUAUUGACUUUUACUUUUUUAUUUUUAUUAUUAUUAUAUAUAUCUUUUUAUCUUAUUUUAUUUUAUCUCACUU